Molecule: messenger RNA, 1558 nt
Organism: Tripterygium wilfordii
Lineage: Eukaryota; Viridiplantae; Streptophyta; Magnoliopsida; Celastrales; Celastraceae
Product: NAC domain-containing protein 73-like
Exons: 3
Coding region: 283-1179 (298 amino acids)
Biological process (GO): regulation of DNA-templated transcription
Cellular component (GO): nucleus
Molecular function (GO): transcription cis-regulatory region binding; DNA-binding transcription factor activity
Source: RefSeq, a predicted model, not a curated record
UGAUCUUUCUCUCUGAAAGUACUAGGGUUCAAUCAUGGAAAUAAAGGACUAAAAAGUGAUGAGAAGAACUUAAUUAAUUCCCUUACCAACCUAUACAAGAGAUCAAAGUUGGGCUUCUUGGAGACAAUAAUAUCGUGCAAGUUUGCUUUAAUUUGUUUCUUUGUUUUCUACUUUGAAUCAACAGCUUUUUCUCCCUCCUUUGUUCUCUUAUCAUGUGUACUACUACUACAACUACUGUUGUUUAUUAGGAAAUGCAGCAUAAGAGAAGCAACCCAGAAGAUCAUGACUUGGUGCAAUGACCGCAAUGAUGUUCAGACAAUCGAGAGUAGGCAACGAUCCUCACCUCCACCUGCAACUUCCAAUCAUAAUAAUGACAAUAGUAAUGUUCUUAUUGCUCAAAGACACAAGGAGGGUGAGAGUCUAUGCAGAACUUGUCCUUCAUGUGGUUUUCAAAUCAAAUGCCAAGACCAGGCUGGACUUCAUGAUUUGCCAGGGCUGCCGGCCGGAGUGAAGUUCGAUCCGACAGAUCAAGAGAUUCUAGAACAUUUGGAAGGGAAGGUGAGGGGUGAUACUCGUAAGGUUCACCCUCUGAUUGAUGAGUUCAUACCAACACUUGAAGGAGAGAAUGGGAUUUGCUACACCCAUCCAGAGAAAUUGCCAGGGGUUAGCAAAGAUGGGCUAGUUCGUCACUUCUUUCACAGGCCAUCAAAGGCAUACACAACAGGAACCAGAAAGAGAAGGAAGGUGCACACAGAGGCCGAGGGCGGCGAGACGCGGUGGCACAAAACAGGCAAGACUAGGCCAGUUUACUUUGGUGGCAAAAUCAAAGGAUACAAGAAAAUACUUGUUCUCUACACCAACUAUGGCAAGCAAAGGAAGCCUGAGAAAACAAAUUGGGUGAUGCACCAAUACCAUCUUGGCAAUAAUGAGGAAGAGAGAGAUGGAGAGAUUGUGGUCUCAAAAGUUUUCUACCAAACACAGCCUAGACAAUGUAGCAAGGGUCAGAGCUCUCAUCAUCAUCAUCAUCAUCAUUUUAAAGAUGGAGGGAUCGUUGAUCAUCAUAAUCAGACGUACUAUAAUCCUUCAUUUUUAUCCUUUGAUCAAGGUGGGUCCAACAGAUCAAGUUCUCAACUAAUGCCAAAUUUUGGUGUCCAUGAUGGAUCUUCUUUUAUUCCUUGAAGAAGAAGCAGAUUGCAUUGGAGGAAUAAAUUAAUGUUCUUACUUGUUCUAGCCUUUAGGAGAGCCAAAAAAAGGUUGGAAGGAAUAAGGUUUCUUGGAUUAAUUAAUGCUAAGAAACCAAGAUUCUUCUAAGGUUACAACUGUAUACUAAUUAAAGAGAUGCAUAUAUAUACUUACAAUAACUUCUGUUACUUUGUAAUGCAUCUACUUUGUGCAGUGUCAGAAGAUGUAACUUGUAAGUUUCACAUGAGCCCCUUUCAUGUUAACAGACCGACUGUACAAAGAUUAUUCUAACACACUUGAUACUAUGUUCUUUUAUUCUCGUUCUAUUAUCUGGUUUAUAUUUAGGCUUUUGUUUACUGAGCGUAGGAAUCCCCUU